Molecule: messenger RNA, 6357 nt
Organism: Microtus ochrogaster (prairie vole)
Lineage: Eukaryota; Metazoa; Chordata; Mammalia; Rodentia; Cricetidae
Product: interferon-induced very large GTPase 1-like
Molecular function (GO): GTP binding
Source: RefSeq, a predicted model, not a curated record
AUGACUGCUGAAUUGCUUAAAGAAGAACAAUGGAAACAGCAAAGUACUUCCAUCCAUAAGCCCCAGCCUAGAAGGCAAGAUAUCCAGGAGAUGCUGACAGAAGUGGGGCUGUCUGUUGACUACUGGCUGCCUAAGCUUCAGGAAGACCUGGGUGUGACCUGUGCCCAGGCCUUACAACACUUAGAAGAACAAGACCUCCAGAAGCUGAAGUCCCAGACACAAUACACAUGGGAAGAAAAGGCUCUGGAGAAGCUGCUUGACCUCUCACAGACAAACAGUGUUGCAGAGUUCCAGGAAACUCCCGGGGAGAUGAUAAGGAACAGGCAGCAGCAGGCAGAAAAGGCACUGCAGGAACUGAGGGCCUUGUAGUCAGAAGGGAAACAAAGACAGGAAGAGGAAGUGAAGAGGAAAGAAGCAGAGUUGAGGCAAGCAAUGGAGAUCCCUGAAGAGUGCUGGCCAGGGCCUGAAGUACCCCUCAAAGAUAUCACUGAAACAAUGGAGAAACAUCUUUGUCACAUAAAAGCGACAAUGAUAAAAAGUCAAAACUUCUCAGAGAGAGAUCUGCUAAGAUUCACAUCAGGUGGGCUGGUGCUGCAGGGAAUUUAUAAGACCAGCCACCAAAAGGACUUGGCAACAAGGAGAGAAGAACUACUCAGGGUUCCCAAGGACUUGUUCUUCUUUGGGUCUGAGCAAGGAAAACGGAUGGAAACAAAAGAAUUCACAUCUUCUAAAGAAGAAUCCCUGUUCACUGAAACUGUGGAGAAGUUUGGUUUCCAGUUAACACUUUUAGCCAAGGGUGGAGGCUGGGGAUUUAAUUUGGAAGGUGGAAUGGAUACAGUCAAGCAUUUAGAAUCCAAAGAUGUCCUACAAUCAGAUUCAAAGAACACUUAUUUCUGCUCAUCGAUGUUCAAAUACAACCCACUAGUCUCCUUCCACUUUUGCAAAGAUCAGCUCCAACUCUCCACUGCUGCUCCCAAGGAACUGAAAAUCAUUGAAGAACAACUGGAACACACAGAAGGACCAGACAGAUUCCUUGUAGUCAGGAACAGGACUGAAAAUUUCUUCAACAGAUUUGGCUCUCAUGCUAAUCAAGGCCCUCUGCACCUUGGGGGAAUCUACUGGUGGAAGGCCUUUUCAGAUGGUUUCAAAAGUGACCAGCUGGAUCUUGUGAAGCAGCAGACAGAAGAAGCCUUGGAUAGUUACAUAAGAGAGAGCUACAAUGGCUUCGGAGUUGAAGUUGGGGGAGGGAUGACAACAUCAGACAUACAGUCAGCAAGAUCCUACAAAAAUUCAGCUGAUGAACAGCUCCAAAUCAAAAUCCAGUUGUCUGUGGCCCAGAUAGGUGGACCAUCAGAAGCAAAUGGAAUUGUUCAGUGGACAACUGGCCUUCUUGCUAGCAACAAAACCUGGCGUGUCAUUGACCGAGAACUUCAGCUGGUACCCAUUUGGGACAUUAUCCUAUCAAAUCACAGAAACAAUUUUAAGGACCCCUUUCUGGUGGCUAACUGUCUGGCAGAAAACUCUACUCUGACAGGCCUUGCUGCCCGCAUCCAGCCUGGAGAACAUAUGCCGAGUACCAUAAAGGAAGCAGGACUUUUUCUGAAUGAUGUGAAAUCCUGGGAGGUCUCAGAUCCUGAAAAACAUCUUAACUGCCUGAUGUAUUUUAUGCAAACACUGGCUCACAAAACAAAAGGUUAUGAUGUUUGGAUUAAUACAUGCCUCACAAAUUGUAAUCUACAAAAUUUUCUUAUAAAAACUGUCAGCUUUUGCAAAAAAUCUUCCCUAAAAAAAAAUCAGUUUAUUAAAUCUCAAUUCUGCAGCCUUCUAGAACCUCAUGUACACAAAGUGAAAAACUUUCCUCAGGUGAAGUUGAUCAUGCUAUGGAUCAACCAGACAGAGUCAGAAGAACACCAAAUCAAAAUCACUGAAUUAUCUGAAUUCUUGAAAAAUUUUAAAUAAAUCAAAAUAUCUUUCACAGAAGCAACCAUGACAUCCGAGUCCCCCAAAAUAAUGGAAGAGGCUUAAAGAAAGGCUAGGGAUGUCAUCACAGUUCUUGGGGACUUCUUAAACUAUCUCAGAGAAGCAGAGCAGCCAGACACGCAGCUGCUACUACUCUCCAUUGCAGCUGAUGCAGGUUAUCAGCUGGAAAGCAAGGUUUUCCAGCCUCUUCUGGGGUGCACUGAGUUAAAUUUUCUCCAGGAAGAAAUACAGUCUGUCCAAAACAUAUAUCAGGAGCUAAAAACUAUCUGCACUGACAGUGCACAGGCAUUCUUAGUUCUCAAAGCUCUGAAAGCCACAGUUGGAAUCUCACCCAUUUCUCCAGAAGAAAAAACACAGCGCUUGACAUUUACAAGGCAGCAUAUGGAGCACUUACUUUGUACUAAAGUUGCACAUCUCCUCACAAAAUUUGGAACCAAUCAUGAUUGGGAGAAUCUAGAGAAUAAUGGAGUGGUGGAGAUCUCCUGGUUCUGUCCUGGGGGUCAAGGUGAGGACAGAUUUGAUAAGUGUGUGGCCUUCACCAAUCUUCAUGGAGAUGCCAAGGACCAUAGGCAACAACUCAGCUUCCUACAGGAUGUCUCUUCUCUCAUUGUGAUCCUCGUGUGCACUUCUGAUAACAAUAAAGAAAACCAAAACCUUGUCAGACACCUGUGGCAGUCAUAAAAACCUGUGAUCUGCCUGAUAGAUGACAAAGAAAAAAUCAUGACUAAUUGUUCAGACAGAAGGGUGAGGAUUGGCAUUAGGAAUAGAAAUGAAGCAGAUUUAACAGAAGAACUCACGACUGCCAUUGAACAGUUACUAGAAGUCUCUGGCACUGCUUUCAGUAUAGAAGACUGUUCACAGAUGGCUCAGAAACAAGGAUUCAUGAUUGAUGAAGAUCAAAGAGCAUUGAAGGAGGCCAAAGAUAAAGCACAGACAAAGGAAAUCCUGGAGCAAUCCAAGGUAUCUCAGAUUAAAGAAAACUUGCUGCCUCUUCAGGGACAACUGUGGCACCAUUGGUGUAAGAAAGACAAAGAACUCUAUCAUCUGCAAGAAAAAGGGCAUCGGACCAUUGAACAACACAAGAGUGACAUUCAGAAAGAAAAACAAAUACGGUGGCAGCAGUUUAAAAAGGCCUUCCCUAUCAAUGAUUUCAUGAAAUCUGUCCUACACAUUCUCAAAGAAGAGUCAGAAAAUGAUCUCAAAUUCUACUUCUUAUACUGGUUAAGUGUGGUUUUGGAAAAUCUAACUAUAGAACACUUGGAAAUUUUACAUGGAAAACAACAAUAUUUGUGGUCACAAGUACAGGCAGAAAAGCAGAAUGCACAGAAGAGCAGCUCCCUGACACUCUGGCAGAAGCAGAUAGAAGCCAUCUCUACCAAGAUUCUUAACUGCACUUUAGGAAUUGAGCACCUUCUCUGAGAAGUUGGCCAGAUCUAUGAAGCUCUGGAAGAAGUUUCCUCCUCUAGAGACAGGCUUUUUCUCUGCCUCCCCCAGAUUGCUGCAAACUUGAUGGUAGCUGGGGUUCCCAUUGAGCUGAUGGAUGGGGAUGCUUCAUAUGUGCCUCUAAAGUGGGUGACAGCUGUUUUGGACAAGAUCUCAGAGAAGGUGGGAGAUAAAAGACUGUUUGUUCUCUCUGUCCUUGGCCUACAGAGCUCAGGAAAAUCCACCCUACUGAAUUCACUGUUUGGCCUGCAGUUCACAGCCAGUGCAGGCAGGUGCACCAAGGGGGCAUACAUGCAGCUCCUGAAGGUGGAAGAGACAUUCACAGAGGAACUUGGCUUCGAUUUUAUGCUCAUUGUGGACACAGAAGGACUUCGGGCUCCAGAACUCAACAACAAAUCCCAGAAUUGGGACAAUGAGUUGUCAACAUUCGUUACUGGUCUUGGAAACUUGACUCUGAUCAAUAUUUUUGGGGAGAAUCCAGCAGAGAUGCAGGAUAUCCUUCAAAUAGUUGUUCAGGCUUUUCUCAGAAUGAAACAAGUGAAAAUCUCCCCCAGUUGCAUCUUUGUCCAUCAGAAUGUGGGAGAAGUUACAGCUAAAGACCAAACUGUGGAAGGACGAAGGAGACUAGAGCAGAGACUGGAUGAAAUGACAGCAUUAGCUGCUGAACAGGAAGAGUGCUCAAACAUAACCCGCUUCUGUGAUGUAAUUAAAUUUGAUGUCAAUAGUCAUGUCUACUACUUUGCUCACCUCUGGGAUGACAAUCCCUCAAUGGCUCCUCCCAAUCCUCACUAUAGCCACAACGUCCAGGAGUUAAAAACUGGGAUUCUUAGGACUGCCCAGCAGGAAUUUAGAGGAAGGAUCUUGAAGAUCUCAGAUGUGAAAUUCCGAGUUCAGGAUUUGUGGAAAGCACUGGUCAGCGAGAACUUCAUUUUCAGUUUCAGGAACACCCAAGAGGUCAUAGUCAUGAGCAAACUGGAAACCAUUCAUAGCAACUGGACCUGGGAGCUGAGGAGUUAUGUGCUGGACUUACAGAAUCAGCUGAACAAUCAGAUUCAGAAUGGAAAGAUCCCGACUCUCACAAUGAAUACACUAGAGGGUCCAGUCAGUACAAAAUAUGAAAUCAUCAAGCAAAAAUUUGACAAGUAUUUUCAAGAAGACCCAGAUAGUGAAACAUUGGUUCAAUGGAAAGCACAUUUUGAAAAUAAGCUAUUAAUGCUUAAAGAUGCACUUAUUUCAGACACCAGAAGGAUAUGCAAUGAACUCAUCAGUCUUAAACAAAGCCAAGAAAGACUAGAUAAUCAAAAGUCACAAUAUGAAAGGGAACUGUUAGAGAUGAGCCAAAAGUUGGCUUUGAGUGUGAAGGGUAAAGAAUUAAGUGAUGAAGAGUUGCGUGAGAAAUUCAAUGAAGUUUGGACAAAUUGGAUCUACAAUGUGUCUUCUACUGUACCCCUUGUCACAGAGCCUGAUAUUGAUUCAGAUGCUGAAAAUAUUUUCCUACUGUGUUUCAGAAAGGACAAAAAUAUCACAGAAAGACUAAAGAAAAAGAAUGGAGAAAUGUUUGACAUCAAUUAUGACAAGCAUGUCCAAAUGAAAACAAGAUAUUAUAUAAUUUCAAAAAGUUUAGAACCUUGCCAUAAAGAGUCAAUUAAUGCAACUACCAACAACAUUUAUUUAAGAUUUGAUGAUAUAAUUAAAAACAUUUGGAAGCAAAAGCGUGAUUACAGUCAGCAUGAUUUUCAUAAAAUCCCGAUGAUAAUAGAAAAUGAACUGAAAGCUGUUUCUCCUGAGGAAGAAUACACAUUUACCAGAGACUACACCAUUGACUUAUCCUUGUGCUUAUUCCAAAGGGCAUCUAAGAGUUUUAGAGAAAUUCAUGAUGCCCUUUUUAAGAUCUCCUGUCAAGGUGCCAUAUCUAUUACAUCCUUUGUGGACUUCCUGUGGCUCAAGCUCACUCCUGCUAUCUCUGCCACUAUAUGGGAAAUGAUGGGUCCUAAAGUAGCUGGGGACAUGAGAGUCACUUACCCUGUAUUCAGUGGAAACAGGGCUAACCUGGAGAAACAUGUUCUCAUUUCUCUGGCAGAAAAAGAAAACUUUGAUAACUUUUGGCAGUACAUUCAUCAUCCAGAAUCCUUUUUCAGGGAUUACAUUAGAGACCACAUUAGAAGCUACUGUUCAGCAAAAGAAAGUGAAAAAAUAAAGACUUUUUUUAAAAUAAGUUUAGAAGACAUAAAGAAUGCCAUCCUCUCUGCCAUUCAUAAGACCACAGAAGUAGCAAAUGAAAGCACCACUGCUUCUCGCUGGUUGGAUUUGUUCUGUGAUCACCUAGGGAGCAACCUGAUCUUUCCAAGAAGAGACCUGAUAAGCAUCGAGCACCAGGAGAUAAAGGAUGCUGAGUUUCUCAAAGAAGCCAUGAGUGCAGCUUUGGAUCCUGCACUAAGGAAAGUCGAAGAGGACUGCUCAAGUAAGCCCAUAGAUGAAAUGGUUCCUGACAUUGAGAAAAUUCUCUCUGAACAUCUCUGUGGCUGCUGGAAGCAGUGUCCUUUUUGUAAAGCAAUUUAUACCAACACCAUUCCCGAGCAUGCUGGAGACCACAGUGUGCCAUUCCACCAUCCUAAGGCUGUCAAUGAAUGGUAUUAUCAUAAAACAGAUUACUUUGACAUUAACUGCUGUACUACUUCUGUGGCAAGUGAUUGUUCAUUUAUUUUAGAUGACCUCCAGAGGUUCCCAUAUAAGAAAUAUCGAGCAGCAGGUGGUGAUUUUGCCACAUGGAGCAUCACCCCAGACACAUCUGCCCAGCCAUAUUGGAAAUGGUUUGUCUGUCACUUCAGAUCAGAGCUAGAAGAGAAGUAUGGGAAAAAAUUUACAGACUUAGGUACUAUUCAAGAUUCAUGGAGCAGAAUCACAAAAGAAGUACUUGAUGACUUGAAAAAUUAG